AUGGCCGAUCGGAGGAAUUCUAGGGCCUCAAGUCGCAGUCGCGUCACUACUCAACCUACGCAGGCCUCUUCCACUGCACAAAGCCCAACUUCACGGGGCUCGCGGCGAUCUGCUCGUAUAACAGCCAGUCAAGAGCGUGAGUCCCAAAGGACCUUAUACUCAAAACCACGAAAUACACGAGCAACGAGCGUAGAUAGCAAUGGGAGUCGCAUCAGUGCUCUGUCACGCGGCGCAAGGAAAGGUGCACAGAAGGCAAAGGUUGAAGAACUCGCAACAGUCUUGGAAGACGCACCUAGCCAUGGUGAAGAGGAGGAACAAUAUAUCGCCGAUCACGAAGCUGCAGAGCUCUCAGAUGAGCACGCUGUGCCUUUAAGAACAUCUGGUGAUACGGCUCUGGAUACGUCUCUUGGAGUGCUAUCACAAAUAUCAGGAACAACAGCUUAUUCUCACGUCGAAGCUCAGGAGCUGGACUCUGAACAAAUGCUGGACGAGCUGGACGGACUGUACUCAAAUAGUAAACGCUUCUUGAAGAGAUUCGCUCCAGCUGAUGCAGACGCGGAUGUGAUCAGGGACUUGCACAGUGAUCUCCUAGCAAAGGACAAUAACAUAAGGCGCACCUUCGACCGGAUAUGGCAAGCGCUUGAGCCUUCCUUGACUGUUUAUCUCGGCUCGCAAAAGAAGUAUAUAAGCACAACCAGCGUUCUGAGGAGUUUAUUUAGUAUAGACGCACCAGGAGACUUCUCAAGAAAGAUUGCUGGUAUUCAAAAUCGUCCGGAUCCAGUUCUCUUCUUGGCAAAUUUGGCCAUGUUCAUACGAACUAUUCUUCCGUCUACAAGCGAAGAACCCGUGUCAUGGGAACGCCUCUUACAUAUGGACACUGAUUUCCCGAAAUUGUUCCUCUCUGGUUUUGCUAAGCCAAAUGUUGGUCGAACAUCUGGAUAUAGUAAUAACCUGCGUCCUACUUUCUCUCUUGCUUUGGAAAUCCGCACUCAAAUGGCAAUACAGCAUUUGAAGAGGCUACAAGAUGAAGGGCAGGAUGUAGAGGCUCUCGUGAGCUCGCUUGAUGACAUAUUCUAUGCACGGCGACCUGACGGGUCCAUCGACGUGAAGGGCUGGGACGUCGAUGGAUUGGGUUCUCAAACAGAAAUUCAGCCCCAGUUUCGCGAUAAAAUCGAGGCUCGCCACGAAAGACUGAAGAAGCUGCUUUACGACGCCACAAACGCCUCUGGUGAAGUCGAAUUUGAUCAAUUGGGGAAUGUAUUUACGUGGUUGGACUUUCUUGGGAUCGUAGUUGCAUGGGUUCAAGAUCGAGCAUCAGAGAUUGAAUCUGUCAUGAGUCUGUACUCAGAUGUUUCAUCUAUGGAGGCAAAACUCCGUGAGGAAAUCAAAGAGUUUGCGGCACAAGCGAAGGCCCGGAGGAAAUCAAGGAGAUCACACGGAGCGCACUCUGUCCACAUUGGGGGCAUAGAAGCUCUGAAGAACUUCACCGCGGAAGAUUUUGCAGAUCUGAAGGAUCCCAAUGAGCAAGAUCUAGUGGAUAAGACUGCCCCAAUCGUAGAAAUCGAACACAUUGAUCAUCUGGACGACGCUGUUCCCGACUUUUCUAACACGAUAGACGUGUCAGAAGAAGACGACAUUGACGAAUUGCCUUCAGUCGAACAAAUUACCAGACGUUCAGCUGCCACAGCAUCUAUCAAUGCAACGCAGAGCACGCGAAGGAGGCUACUUGAAAUAGAGAAACUCAAGAAAGGGAAAGAAAAUUUGGCCAGCUCCGCUACACAGCAUAACAGAGCGUCGGCAAGGGGUCGCCUAAUAGAUGUACAAUCAGGAGCUGAACCGGUCGAAUGGGGAGCCGAUGGUUUUGAACCAACUCAAUCUUCGGAGGCCGGCCCCUCCUAUACGCAGGCAACUCAGACUUCAAGAAAGAGGCAACGAGACGAAGAUGAUGAGGAUCCUACCGAGGACGAAGGCUUUCAGAAUGAUAAUCGAGUCGUUGAUACAGAGAGACGCCGACAACUUCAUAGCCGAAAGAGGUAUGCUGUGCAAGACUUUUCAUCCGAGAGACCUCAGCCAAGUUCAAGUAAGAUAAGGGAGACAGGCCGCAAUACACCAGCGUCACCACAAACAUGGCCUGCACAGAGGGCUUCUCAGCUACCUAUCGCCUCUCAAGACCUAGCGAAGAGACAAGCGCGAGAGAAUGUGGCAGCCAAAAAGAAGACGCAAACACGAGGGAAGAACCCCUGGACGGCCGAGGAGGAACAAAGACUUGUAGAGAGUAUUGGUCUUUACGGCUGUAAUUGGGCUGUCAUUCGCGAUCUUUUAGAUGACCAAACAGGGGCCAGGAUAUUUAAAGGCCGCGACAAUAUCAGCAUCAAAGACAAGGCGCGAAAUUUGAAGAUGAUGUUCAUCAAAUCAUACCGCAUGAUGCCUGAGAACUUUGAUCAGAUCUCCCUCGGCACCAGACUAGAGGGAAUACUCAUCGAUCAAGGAUUUAACCCUCAUCCAUAG
This is a messenger RNA of Pseudovirgaria hyperparasitica, 2508 nucleotides long. RefSeq lists its product as uncharacterized. Gene Ontology annotation, biological process: telomere maintenance via telomere lengthening. Gene Ontology annotation, molecular function: double-stranded telomeric DNA binding. Lineage: Eukaryota; Fungi; Ascomycota; Dothideomycetes; Acrospermales; Acrospermaceae. The record is from RefSeq and is a predicted model, not a curated record. The coding region runs from base 1 to 2508 and encodes 835 amino acids. The transcript has 3 exons.